AUGAAAAUCAUUACAAAGCUAAUGCAUCCUAUAAGAAGAAGCUUAAUAGAGGAACUACCGGCAGAGAUUCUAACGGAGAUUCUUAGGAAACUACCGGGGAAACAAGAAUUGCUAUGCCGUUCUGUCUCCAAGACGUUCCUUGGUCUGAUAGACAGUCGUUGCUUCAUGGAGAGACACCUUCGUGAUCAUGAUCAUGGCGAUGAACCUUCAUCGCUGCUCACUUAUGGCAUCCAUGCUGAAACAGUCUUUUACAAGUUGUGGAUGUGUAAGACGAGGCUGGAGGAGAGUGGCGAAGAAAAGGUGUUGAAGGUGGAAGAUCGAAGCCUUUGGAAAUAUCCAUGCAUGCAAAACCAGGCAUAUUUUAACCCUAUAAGCUCAAACGGACUAAUUCUAAUAUAUGGUUCCAGUGAUCCGUAUGUCUUCAACCCUAUCCGGAAGGAGGCUAUGAAGAUACCAAGCCUGAAGGACGAAAACGCGUGGAAACAGCCUCUAGGGUUUGGAUAUGAUCCGAAAGGGAACACUCACAAGAUCAUAAGUGUUUGGGAGACAAAAGAGCUCGAGCUUGUGGCCAAAGUAUUUGCCCUGCGGGAAACAGACUAUGAAUGGAGGAGCUUAGACAUCUCCUCUUCAUCCUCCAUUCUUCCUUAG
Messenger RNA from Microthlaspi erraticum, 648 nucleotides. The record is from the annotation of a GenBank genome assembly. Lineage: Eukaryota; Viridiplantae; Streptophyta; Magnoliopsida; Brassicales; Brassicaceae.